Messenger RNA from Lichtheimia ornata, 4563 nucleotides. RefSeq names its product multi drug resistance-associated protein (MRP). The coding region runs from base 1 to 4563 and encodes 1520 amino acids. Gene Ontology annotation, biological process: transmembrane transport. The transcript has 21 exons. The record is from RefSeq and is a predicted model, not a curated record. Gene Ontology annotation, cellular component: membrane. Gene Ontology annotation, molecular function: ATP binding; ATP hydrolysis activity; ABC-type transporter activity. Lineage: Eukaryota; Fungi; Mucoromycota; Mucoromycetes; Mucorales; Lichtheimiaceae.
AUGGCACUGCAUAAUUCAGGCCAAUUGGUCCUGUCGGUGCCGGAAGACAUACCUCCAUGGACUGGCAUGUGUCAUGACGCGGAAGGCUGGGGUCCUUUCUCGCCAUUACGUGAACCAGACUUUACACCAUGCUUUGAAGACUCGGUGAUUAUGUUGGCACCAUCCGCCUUUUUGCUGAUCGCUGGAGCUGCAAGACUAUGGAUCCUCGCUAAACGCGAUUCAUUCCCUACCGAUAUGACACGCAAUUGGCUUUAUUUUGCAACCUUGAUUCUCUUACUAUUUACAUCCACUGCAAGCUUGGUGGUACGUGCUAUGGACGAUGAGGAUUGGAUUCAAAAUGCACAAGUAUUGGCUCAAGGUUUCAACGUGUUUAUUCUGUUAUUUGCUACCGGUAUGCAUCAUCUCGAGUACACCCGCAAUCGCAUUGCAUCAGCCGUCUUGUUGUUCUAUUGGUUGUUUGUCCUCUUUGCCAAUGCCAUCAAGUUACGCACAUUGCUUAUGAUGCAUCAGCUUGAGGUUGAUCCCACGCAGUUUAUCUUGUUUGCUGUAUCCGCCACCCUUGGUGCUAUCAUGUUUGUGCUCGAGAAUGUGCAUCGUCCAAAGAGCCAAUACGUUAUGCUUGAGGAGGAUGAGCACGAGUGCCCAGAACCAAACACAAACAUUUUCGGCCGUCUCACGUUUUCAUGGAUGACACCUUUGAUGCGCCUUGGUUACCAAAAGCCACUGAUCAUGGAUGACCUUUGGAACUUGAAGGAGGAUGAUCAAUCUGCUGUCAUUGGUGAUAUCUUUCAGAAGGCAUGGGAUCGUGAAGCGAAAAAGACCAAAAACCCAUCAUUGCUUCGAGUUCUCAUCAAGACUGUUGGUGGCCCAUUCCUCUUUGCUGCUUUCUUCAAAGGUCUUCAAGACAUCCUCCAAUUUACCCAGCCUAUGCUGUUGAGCGCAUUGAUCACGUGGGUGGCCCAAUAUAGCGAAUCGGAUGGCCAAGGUGUACCUGCAUACCGUGGUGUGCUUAUUGCACUUGGCAUGUUCUUUACUGCAGUCAUCCAAACAAUGGUUCUUCACCAAUACUUCCAUCGAUGCUUUACUACUGGUAUGCGUCUUCGUGCAGCUCUUGUUACAGCCAUCUAUCGCAAGACAUUGGUUUUGAGUAAUGGUAGUCGCCAGCAAUCCACUGUUGGUGAGAUCGUGAAUCACAUGAGCGUUGACGCACAACGAUUGAUGGAUCUCUGCACCUAUUUCCAUAUUGCUUGGAGUGGUCCCUUCCAGAUUGUGAUCGCCUUGAUCUUGCUAUGGAGAACUAUGGGUCCCAGUAUUUGGGCUGGUGUGGCCAUCCUUGUUCUUGCUGUACCUCUCAAUACAUAUCUCGCAAAGAAGAUGCGUACGCUCCAAAAGCGACAAAUGGGUAACAAGGAUGCAAGAGUGAAGCUUAUGAAUGAGAUUCUCAAUGGUAUCAAGGUCAUCAAGUUGUAUGCUUGGGAGAAUCCUUUUAUGGAGAAGAUCUCUUUCAUCAGAAAUGACUUGGAAUUGGCAACACUCAAAAAGAUCGGUGUAUUGACAGCCAGCCAAAAUUUCACUUGGUCCUCGAUUCCAUUCUUUGUGUCACUGACAACAUUUGCUGUCUUUAUCGCAACGACUGAUACGCCAUUGACCAGUGAAAUCGCUUUUGUCGCCAUUUCUUUGUUCACCUUACUCCAAUUCCCAUUGUCCGUUUUCCCCAACGUUAUCACCUCCAUGAUUGAAGCAUCCGUAUCGCUCUACCGUAUCGAAGGUUACUUGUGCUCGGAAGAAUUGGAUCCUAAUGCCGUGACUCGGGUGGAUUAUCGUACAUUGCGCAAUUGGUCUCCCAAGGUUCCUUUGGUUGAAAUUGACAAUGGCACUUUCAAGUGGUCUGACAAUGAUCGUGAACCCGUAUUGGAUGAUAUCAACCUCGAAGUCAAGAAGGGCGAAGUUACUGCUGUUGUGGGCCGUGUUGGUGCUGGCAAGUCAUCCCUUAUCAGCUCGCUUCUCGGUGACAUGGUCAAGCAAAAUGGUAACGUGACAUUGCGGGGAUCUGUUGCCUAUGUGCCACAACAACCAUGGGUGAUGAAUGCAACAUUGCGUGACAAUAUUGUCUUUGGUCAUCGAUGGGAUCCCGAAUUUUAUGAUCGUGUACUUGAGGCAUGCUCUCUUAAGAGUGAUAUCGCUAUUCUCUCAGCUGGUGAUCAAACCGAAAUUGGUGAACGUGGUAUCAACUUGUCAGGUGGUCAAAAGGCUCGUGUUUCACUUGCUCGUGCCAUUUACGCUCGUGCCGAUAUUUAUCUCUUGGAUGAUCCUCUCAGCGCUGUGGAUGCCCAUGUUGGCAAGCAUAUCUUUGAGCAUGUGAUUGGUCCUGAUGGUCUCUUGAGGAACAAGGCUCGUGUUUUGGUGACCCAUGGCAUUGCAUACUUACACAAGGUUGACAACGUGGUGAUGUUACGUGAAGGCAAGGUUAUCUUGAAUGGACCCUUCGAUGAAUUGAUGAAUCAGCGCUCCGAGCUUUAUGCAUUGAUUACCGAAUUCAGCAAUCAACGCAGUGCCAGCAACAGCGAUGACGACACUGAAGAAACCUUUGAUGCAUUGGCUGAGGAAUCACUUGCUACCCCAGCUGGUCAAUGUGAGGAGGAAGCUACCUUCAAUCGGGAACAGGAAUAUGCUCGUCGUGAACGUCUUAGCAGCACUAGCAGCGAACUUAGCGUCAAAACUUUACGCCGUGCAUCGAUGGCAUCCCUUAGCAAGCAAGCUCGAAAGGUGCAAAGCGAUGGCAAAGACCGCUUGAUGACUGUUGAGGAGACUGCCAAGGGUAGCGUCAGCAACCAGGUCUAUAAGGAAUAUAUGAAAUCAUGCUCAUUCGCUGGUGUUGUGAUGGUACUCGGUUUCCAAAUUCUUGCACAAGCCGCUCAAGUUGGUACCAACGUCUGGCUCAAGCACUGGAGCAGCAACAAUCAACGUGAUCAAGCCAACAACAAUGUUUGGUUGUACCUUGGCAUUUAUGCAGCCAUUGGUUGGUCCUCGGCUAUCUUUACUGUGGGACAAACUUUGGCAUUAUGGGUACUUUGUGCCAUUCGCUCUGCACGUAUUCUUCAUUCCAACAUGCUCAACACUGUAAUCCAUUCGCCCAUGUCGUUCUUUGAUACUACACCACUUGGUCGUAUUCUCAACCGUUUCAGCAAGGAUCAACACACAGUGGAUGAAGUUUUGCCACGUGCAUUCCAAUCUUACUUUAGAGUGCUCUUCUCGGUUAUUGCCACCAUUUGUGUCAUCGCCUUUUCCACGCCUUUCUUCUUGACAGUGAUCAUUCCUCUUGGUUUCAUCUACUUGUACAUUCAACGCUACUACCUCGCCACAUCUCGCGAAUUAAGACGUCUCGACUCGGUGGGCAAGAGUCCAAUUUACUCGCACUUCCAAGAAACCAUUGCUGGUGUCUCAACCAUUCGUGCCUAUGAGCAACAACGUCGCUUUGUCUUUGAGAAUGAAACUCGUUUGGAUGAUAACCAACGCGCCUAUUUCCCAUCCAUUUCAUGCAACCGUUGGCUUGCCGUCCGACUCGAGUUUAUGGGCUCUAUCAUCAUCUUUGGAGCUGCCAUCUUUGCUGUACUCGGUGUACUUUAUGGCUCUUCCUAUUUGGAUGCUGGUCUCGUUGGCUUGAGUGUCUCGUAUGCACUUAGUGUCACACAAGCAUUGAACUGGGUGAUUCGAUCGUACUGUGAAAUCGAGACCAACAUUGUCUCCCUUGAACGUGUGAAGGAGUAUAUCGAUCUUCCCACCGAAAAGUACGAGUCUGUGCGAAAUGUUGAUGCUGCAUGGCCUGAAAAGGGUGAGAUUGAAUUCCAUGAUUAUGGUGCUCGUUAUCGACCUGGAUUGGAUCUUGCUUUGCGUGAUUUGUCAAUGAAUGUAUCGCCCAAGGAAAAGAUUGGUAUUGUUGGUCGUACAGGUGCUGGCAAGAGUUCCAUGAGCUUGAGUUUGUUCCGUAUCAUUGAAGCUGCGGAAGGCAACAUCACCAUUGAUGGUGUAGAUAUUGCUUCGUUGCGUCUUUUCGAUCUUCGGUCUCGUCUUACUAUUAUUCCUCAAGACCCCGUACUCUUUGCAGGCUCCGUACGCGAGAACUUGGAUCCAUUUGGCACGGCAAGUGAUGCUGCUCUUUGGCAAGCUUUGGAAUUGGCACAUUUGAAGGAACACGUGUCUAAGAUGGAUGGCAAACUCAAUGCUGUCGUGUUGGAAGGUGGUGACAACUUCUCGGUUGGACAACGUCAACUCAUUUGUCUUGCUCGUGCAUUACUUCGUCGAUCGAAUAUUCUUAUCUUGGAUGAGGCCACUGCUGCUAUUGAUGUGGAAACGGAUGCUAUUAUCCAAGAAACGAUUCGCCGAGAAUUUGCUGAUUGUACCAUUUUGACGAUUGCUCAUCGUAUCAACACUGUCAUGGAUUCAGACCGUAUUUUGGUGCUUGAUAAGGGUCACAUUGCCGAGUUUGAUUCACCACAGCGUCUUGUCGAGGAUCAGAAUUCCAUCUUUUAUUCGAUGGCCCACGAGGCUGGUCUUGUAGAAUAG